AUGUCGGUGUCCUCCAAGUCCACGAUCGACAGCAAGGUCACGGGCAGCAGCGCUCCUUGCAUCCAAGCCGCCAGACCCGGCCGCGUCGUCUCGCCCACUAGGACCGACAUCACCGUGACCAAGGUCGACAUCCACACAACAAGUGCUGACGCAAAACUUCUAGCAUCCGCCAACGGGGGUACCACCUCGCCUCCCAACCGCGCCUCUCCUGUGCCAAACCAGGCCAGCGUUCCCAAUGGCAAGCCCGCGUCUCCUUUGGUUGCGACAAGCAACGCCAUGCCUAACGGCGGCACUCCAGCCCCUCAGACCGUGACCUCGAAAGACCCGAAAGCGGCAGCUCAGGCAGCGAGUGAUAUGAGGAACAUUGUGCGCAGGAAGCUCACUGGUUACGUCGGCUUCGCAAACCUGCCGAACCAGUGGCACCGCAAGAGUGUACGCAAGGGCUUCAACUUCAACGUUAUGGUCGUUGGCGAGUCUGGCCUUGGCAAGUCUACUCUUGUGAACACGUUGUUCAACACCUCCCUCUACCCGCCGAAAGAACGCAAGCAGCCCUCCCUCGACUUCGCACCCAAGACCGUCAGCAUACAAUCCAUCAGCGCCGACAUUGAGGAGAACGGCGUCCGUCUUCGUUUGACUGUGGUCGAUACUCCUGGCUUCGGUGACUUCGUAAACAACGACGAUUCGUGGCGGCCGAUUGUCGAGAACAUUGAGCAGCGAUUCGACGCCUACCUGGACGCGGAGAACAAGGUGAACCGCAUGAACAUCGUCGACAACCGCGUGCAUGCUUGCGUCUACUUCGUGCAGCCGACUGGGCACUCUCUCAAGCCUCUCGAUGUCGAGGUGAUGCGGCGACUUCAUACCAAGGUCAACCUCAUUCCCGUCAUUGCCAAGGCUGAUACUCUUACCGAUGAGGAGAUUGCGAACUUCAAGCAGCGUAUCCUCGCAGAUAUCCACCACCACAGCAUUCACAUCUUCGAGGGCCCGCGAUACGAGCUCGACGACGAGGAGACGAUCGCCGAGAACAACGAGAUCAUGUCCAAGGUCCCAUUCGCAGUCGUGGGCGCGAAUAGUGAGGUCUCCACACCAGAAGGUCGCAAGGUCCGCGGCCGUCGCUACCCGUGGGGUGUGAUCGAAGUUGACAAUGAGGACCACUGCGACUUCGUCAAGCUGCGCCAAAUGCUCAUCCGAACGCACAUGGAGGAGCUCAAGGAGCACACCAACAACUUCCUCUACGAGAACUACCGCAGCGACAAGCUUACCAACAUGGGCGUGGCACAAGAUCCUAGCGUGUUCAAGGAGGUCAACCCAGCGGUGAAGCAAGAAGAGGAGCGCAGCCUGCACGAGCAGAAGCUGGCAAAGAUGGAGCUCGAGAUGAAGAUGGUGUUCCAGCAGAAGGUGCAGGAGAAGGAGAGCAAGCUCAAGCAGUCGGAAGAAGAGCUGUACGCCAGGCAUCGUGAGAUGAAGGAGCAGCUCGAUCGCCAGCGACAGGAGCUCGAGGAGAAGAAGUCACGGAUUGAGAGCGGGCGGCCAGUCGAGGAGAAGGGGAGGAAGAAGGGUGGCUUCUCGCUGAGGGGUUAG
Molecule: messenger RNA, 1578 nt
Organism: Saxophila tyrrhenica
Lineage: Eukaryota; Fungi; Ascomycota; Dothideomycetes; Mycosphaerellales; Extremaceae
Gene: CDC3
Product: Cell division control protein 3
Exons: 3
Coding region: 1-1578 (525 amino acids)
Biological process (GO): intracellular protein localization; cytoskeleton-dependent cytokinesis
Cellular component (GO): cell division site; cytosol; microtubule cytoskeleton
Molecular function (GO): GTPase activity; molecular adaptor activity; GTP binding
Source: RefSeq, a predicted model, not a curated record